Messenger RNA from Eucalyptus grandis, 1782 nucleotides. Its product is annotated as serine/threonine receptor-like kinase NFP. NCBI's taxonomy places the organism in Eukaryota, Viridiplantae, Streptophyta, Magnoliopsida, Myrtales, Myrtaceae. Gene Ontology annotation, molecular function: protein kinase activity; ATP binding. The transcript has a single exon. Gene Ontology annotation, biological process: protein phosphorylation. The coding region runs from base 1 to 1782 and encodes 593 amino acids. The record is from RefSeq and is a predicted model, not a curated record.
AUGGCCAUCUUUCGUUCCUCCUCAAAAUUUCUACUUCUGCUGCAUUUCUCCGUCUUUAUCAUCUCUAUCACAACUCAACCACUUCCUAGCCCAAGUGCCAACUUCUCAUGCUCUGCCAACUCACGGACAUCAUGCCCAGCAUACGUCGCCUACAUCGCGCAAGAACCCGAAUUCACUGAUCUCGGAAGCAUCUCCAACCUGUUUGGUGUCAGCCGUUCAUCCAUCUUGCAGGCGAGCAACCUGGCUUCUGAAGAUGACCCUUUGUACCCCAGCCAGCUUUUGCUCAUACCGAUCACAUGCGGCUGCAGUGGUGACAGUUUCUUCGCCAACAUAACGUAUCAGAUCAAGAAAAAUGACAAUUACUUCCUGGUCUCAAUGAAAGUGUUUGAGAACCUCACGAACUGGCAAGUCCACAAGGACAUGAACCCAGGGAUCAAUCCAAAUAUCCUGCAGAUUGGAACCAAAGUCACUAUUCCUCUCUACUGUAAGUGCCCCGAAAAAGCAGAUUCCGAGGCAGGCUUCAACUUUAUUGUUACUUAUGUAUGGCAACCUGGAGAUGCCCUCUUAUCAGUGGCCAAAAAGUUCGGCGCGAUGCCUAGCAAUAUAGUUAAGGAAAACAACGGAAUGAAUCUUACCGCACCUGUUGGUCUUCAUGUCCUCAUACCACUAUCACAAUUGCCAGCUCUUUCUCAACCACUGAAUCCUCCUCUGAAGAGAAAAGAAUCCAAUCAUGAGUGGAUUAAAGUUUUAAGCAGUGUAGCAGCUGCUAUAUUGGUCAUCGGGGUAGCAUUUUCACUAGUCUAUGUUUGCCAUUUACGUGGGAAAGCGAACCCAAAGAUCCUGAAUCAGAAUGCUUCCUGUUGGGGUGACAGAAAUCUCAUCAAAACUAGGGAGUUAUCAAAAGAAGGGAAAUCGGAGUCAUCCAAGACAAAGGUCGUUCAAGAUAAGUUACUUUUCAGCGUUUCGGACUACUUGAGCAAGCCAAUCGUGUAUGGGGCUGGAGAGAUCAUGGAGGCAACAAUGAAUCUUGAUGAGAAUUCUAGGAUCGGGGGCUCAGUGUUCCAUGGCACAAUCGACGGGAAAGUUUUCGCUGUGAAAACAGAAACUAAGGGCAAAAACUUGGAGGAGUUAAAGAUUCUACAGAGAGUUAACCACGUGAAUCUGAUAAAGCUAAUAGGUGUUUCGUCAGAUGCAAGCGGCAACUUGUUUAUGGUAUAUGAAUAUGCUGAAAACAGUUCGCUCGAUAAGUGGCUGUACCAGAGGCCUUCGUCCUCAGUAAAGUCUGUCAACUUCCUCACUUGGAUUCAGAGAUUGGGCAUUGCACUUGAUGUUGCCAAUGGUCUCCAAUACCUGCAUGAGCAUACUCAACCGAGAAUCGUCCACGGAGAUAUCAGAGCGAGCAACAUACUUCUGGACUCCAAUUUCAAGGCCAAAAUAUCAAACUUCUCCAAGGCCAGACCAGCUACAAGUGCUGUAAUGUUGAAUGUUGAUAUUCACGCUUUUGGGUUACGUUUGCUUGAGUUACUUUCGGGGAAGCGGGCCAUGGCCGUGAGAGAAGUCGUGGAGAUCUUGGAAGCAAAAGAGAAUAGAGAGGAGAGGUUGAUGGAAUGGAUGGAUCCUGAUUUGGAGAGCUUUUAUCCGAUUCAUGACGCGCUGAGCCUAGCAACCUUGGCCUGUGCGUGCACAGUAGAUGAAUCUUCUGCGAGGCCAGGCAUGACGGAGAUUGCAUUUAAUCUCUGCAUGCUUGCUCAGUCAUCUUCAGUGGCAUUGGAAAGGUCUUAG